Molecule: messenger RNA, 1302 nt
Organism: Piliocolobus tephrosceles (Ugandan red Colobus)
Lineage: Eukaryota; Metazoa; Chordata; Mammalia; Primates; Cercopithecidae
Gene: MPG
Product: N-methylpurine DNA glycosylase
Exons: 5
Coding region: 379-1233 (284 amino acids)
Biological process (GO): base-excision repair
Molecular function (GO): alkylbase DNA N-glycosylase activity; DNA binding
Source: RefSeq, a predicted model, not a curated record
CGUGGGGUCUGCCCCGCCCCGUGGGCGCAGCCCGUUCCCGGCGCUCGCUGCCCCCCUUCCCGGCUUCCGUCCCGUUCUGCGCAGGCGCCGCUCCGCCCCGGUCCCAGCGGUGCUUCCGGGGUCGGCGGCGGCUGGGGUCGGCGGCUGCUGGUCUCUGUGCCGGGGUCCGAGCCCCACGAAGCCCCGACCCGAGCUGCCGGAUGCCUGCGCGCAGCGGGGCCCAGGUCGUGCAGCCUGAGCCCCCAUGCUGUGCAGCUCGCACAUAUGUGGGGCAGAGCAGCCACCCUGCUACCUCCAGCAGCAGCCGUCCAUCAGAUGUAAUCAUUUCCUGAGGCCUCGACUGUGUCGGGGUGUUUGUGCCUUAUAACUACCCACAGGAUGGUCACCCCCGCUUUGCAGAUGAAGAAACCGAAGCAGUUUUCCGGAAGGAUGGGGCAAAAAAAGCAGCGACUAGCCAAAGCAGAGCAGCCACACAGCCCGUCUGACACAGCCCAGGCACCUUGCCCCAAGGAGCCCUGUUUGGGACCACCCACCACCCUGGGCCCAUACCGCAGCAUCUAUUUCUCAAGCCCGAAGGGCCACCUUACCCGACUGGGGUUGGAGUUUUUCGAUCAGCCGGCAGUCCCCCUGGCCCGGGCAUUUCUGGGACAGGUCCUAGUCCGGCGACUUCCUAAUGGCACAGAACUCCGAGGCCGCAUCGUGGAGACUGAGGCAUACCUGGGGCCAGAGGAUGAAGCUGCCCACUCAAGGGGUGGCCGGCAGACCCCCCGCAACCGAGGCAUGUUCAUGAAGCCGGGGACCCUGUACGUGUACAUCAUUUAUGGCAUGUACUUCUGCAUGAACAUCUCCAGCCAGGGCGACGGGGCUUGCGUCUUGCUGCGAGCACUGGAGCCCCUGGAAGGUCUGGAGACCAUGCGUCAGCUUCGCAGCACCCUCCGGAAAGGCACCGCCAGCCGUGUCCUCAAGGACCGUGAGCUCUGCAGUGGCCCCUCCAAGCUGUGCCAGGCCCUGGCCAUCAACAAGAGCUUUGACCAGAGGGACCUGGCACAGGAUGAAGCUAUAUGGCUGGAGCGUGGUCCCCCGGAGCCCAGUGAGCCAGCUGUAGUGACAGCAGCCCGGGUGGGCAUUGGCUAUGCAGGGGAGUGGGCCCGGAAACCCCUCCGCUUCUAUGUCCGGGGCAGCCCCUGGGUCAGUGUGGUCGACAGAGUGGCUGAGCAGGACACACAGGCCUAAGCAAAGGGCCUGCCCAGACAAUAUUUUUUAAUUGUUUAAAAAACAAAUAAAUGUUUUAUUUCUAGAAAA